Molecule: messenger RNA, 1995 nt
Organism: Sungouiella intermedia
Lineage: Eukaryota; Fungi; Ascomycota; Pichiomycetes; Serinales; Metschnikowiaceae
Source: the annotation of a GenBank genome assembly
AUGAGUGCCGAACCACGCCGCUCAUCACGAGCCAAUAAGGGAACCCAUUCUGGACGUGACGUCCUGGACGUAUACUAUAAAUAUGAAGACGAGCCCGAGGUCAAAAGAAGAAGAACAGACGAGGACUUUGAACCAGAAGCCACCGUAACAGAAAGCUCUACCAUUAACUUCUCUAAACAGAAUAAUGCUACCCAAAUCAACAGAAGCCUGGCGGGAGACGUGCGGUGUGACCCCUGCGGAACCACCCAGGACAACUACGACGAAGAAAACGAUGAGGGAGGAAUGAUGAUCGAAUGUGAUGCAUGUGGGACGUGGCAGCACGCCCGCUGUAUGGGUUAUAAGACCAAACGGGCCAUUCCAAAGCAAUACAUGUGCAACCGUUGUGGGACGCUAGACAAGUCCGAGCUUGAAACUGGAAAUGUUAAGUUUGCUCCAGCAGAGAAACCACCACAGGUGACGAAGAAAGCUGAGAUUUCAAAGGAAAAGACGGUGGCAACAGCAGCUGCCUCCACAGGAACCAAAUUGCCCGCCAACAAGACGCGGCAGAGCGUGAUCAAGGCCUUGGCAAAUGUGCUUCUCAAGCACACAACCGUGGACGACCAGAAGGCCCAACACUGGGCAUCGCAGAUGGAGUUGGGAAUACACGCGUGGUCGGGUACCACAGAUAAAAAGUAUAUAGACAAGAGUAGGAGCGUAAUGGCGCUUGUCAAAAAGGCCAACGUGUUCCAGCGAGUGGUCGACGGCGCCGUAAGCGUACAUGACUUGAUUGUACUUCCUCCCGAGGAGAUAGACGACGAGUUGAAGGAUUACGCAGAGAAGGUCCGCCAGGAACUGAUUCGUCGCUCGGUGUUGACGGUUGAGGAUGAGCUGAGCAAGCGAAUCAGACGAACCCAUAAAGGUGAAGAAAUUGUGGAAACCUCAACCAACGACGACGAGGUCAAUGUCAAUAUCGCUGCCAGAAAUAUCGACCACCGUGUGUUCCGAGAGGUCACACCUACUCGAGACAACGUUAUUGGCCUGCUGACAGGACCAAACUUGUACCAAAUCGCCGAUGAUGACGAAGAGGACGAUACUGAGAAAAAACCGGAUGCCGAUGGAGAGAGAGAACCCCACGAUGGCACCGAUUCAGAUGAGGAGCUUGACUUUAUUUUAGGAUCCAAAAGUCCGGAAAAGAAGUCACCAGCUGCAUCGCCCAAAGUUUCCAAACCUCCAGCACCAAUCAAACUUCCACCUACCAUGUCGAACCGGUUUUGGUCUGGCGAUAUUGUAUUCCCUGAUUUUGUCCAGUUUGGAGCCAGAGCUACAUUUGUUGGCUGUACUAACUACGAAAAACCGAAGGAUGUCACCACUGCCAGCUUUCAUAAUAGGGCCAUCAGAGUGUGCAAGGAACUUUUGGAGAAACCACGUUACUCCAUCGAAGGUCGGUUGGAUCGCAAGCGUGCGGACCCAUACGUGGACAAGAUCACCUCGUCCAGAGACUUGUAUGUGGUUGAGAUAGAGGCUACCGACGACAACAAAGAUUUCGAGAAGUUGUUUGAGUAUCUUUACUCCAGAUCGAAGGUCGGAGUACUUUCAGGCCGGGCUCCGUGUGUCAAGGAUGCUUAUCUUUAUGCAUUGGAUAACGAUGCUCCGGGUUACCUCAACUUGGGCCCCAUUGCCAGAGGCUUGUAUGCUGUGUUCGUUGUUAAAAAGGACUACGUGCCUGUUGGAAAGAGCAUAUUGAAGAAGUCGCUGCCUCCACAGCCAGCAGCUCCCCAGCAUAACAGCAACUUGGAUUCCAUUCUCUCGAAGUUGGCGGGAACUCCUGCUGCUGAACUCCAUCAACCAACGCCUCAAGUUACAGCAUACUCUCAGUCCCAGCAACUUCCACUGGAGUUGACUGCAGACCAAUUACAAUUUUUAUCAGAGUUGGUGAACCAAAACCCCCAUGUACAGCACAACCCGCAAGCGUUGCUAAGCUUGCUUCAAAAUAAUCAAAUGCCUGGGUAUCAUUAG